This is a messenger RNA of Anopheles funestus (African malaria mosquito), 2167 nucleotides long. It is a transcript of the gene IntS9, whose product is annotated as integrator complex subunit 9. The transcript is spliced from 3 exons. The record is from RefSeq and is a predicted model, not a curated record. Gene Ontology annotation, biological process: snRNA processing. Bases 82 to 2073 code for a protein of 663 amino acids. Gene Ontology annotation, cellular component: integrator complex. NCBI's taxonomy places the organism in Eukaryota, Metazoa, Arthropoda, Insecta, Diptera, Culicidae.
ACAUGACAUCAACCGGCAUAAACAACACAUCGCUUGCGUAUUUUUGUGCUCCGUUUUAAAUUUAAUUUUAGCACUUUUAAGAUGAAACUGUACGCAUUAAGUGGCGAUCCGGCAAAACCGUGCUAUGUGCUCAGCUACAAGGGAUUGAUGAUUAUGCUGGAUUGUGGUCUGUCGAUAAAUUCGGUGUUAAAUUUUCUACCGUUACCACUAGUGCAGAGUCCCAAGUUUCAGUGUUUGCCGAAUUGGAACUGUCGGGACUCUGACAUACAGCUGGAGGAUGGGGAAAUAAAAGAAUGCUGUGGAUGUGCGUUCGUGAAUUCAGCACCGGAGUUUGUGCCACCCUUAGAAAAGCUGAUCGAUUUCUCCGAGAUCGAUGUGAUUCUGAUCUCCAACUACACGAACAUGCUAGCGUUGCCGUACAUUACGGAAGGAACGGGCUUUUGCGGUACAGUUUAUGCGACCGAACCAACGCUACAGAUUGGUCGAUUUUUCCUCGAAGAGUUGGUGGAGUAUAUCGAGGCAUCGCCAAAAGAAACCACCGCUAGAAUGUGGAAAGAAAUCCAGCAUCAGUUGCCGGUACCGUUGAACGAUGUGUUUAAGCCUAAGAAUUGGCGUCACCUGUUUAGCAUGGAUGCGGUCAACAGGAGUCUGGCACGUGUACGGAUGACAGGGUACGAUCAGAAGUUGGACAUAUUCGGGGCGCUGCAAGUGACCCCGAUAAGCUCCGGGUUUUGUCUUGGAUCUAGCAACUGGACGAUCGUAUCGGGACAGGAGAAAAUUUCUUACAUCAGUGGAUCAUCCACGCUUACCACACAUCCGCGUCCUAUCAAUCAAACGGCGCUUAAGUACUCAGAUGUGGUCAUUAUGACCGGGCUAACACAAGCACCGCACGUCAAUCCCGAUGCCAUGUUGGGUGAGUUGUGCAUGAACGUGAUGAUGACGCUCCGGAACGGUGGAUCGGUACUGAUACCCUGCUACCCAUCCGGUGUCGUUUACGAUUUGUUCGAGUGUCUCUCGGUCAGUUUGGAUAAUCAGGGCUUCACACAAAUACCGAUGUUUUUCAUCUCACCCGUCGCGGACAGCUCGCUGGCAUACUCGAACAUCUUAGCCGAGUGGCUCUCCACAUCCAAGCAGAACAAAGUCUACAUUCCGGACGAACCGUUUCCGCACGCGAGCUUGGUGAAAAAUGCCAAACUGAAGCACUUUAAGCACAUCGAUUCGGAAGGUUUCAGCACCGAGUUCCGACAACCGUGUGUCGUGUUUUGCGGCCAUCCAAGCUUGCGGUUCGGCGAUGCGGUACAUUUCGUAGAACUGUGGGGUUCAAAUCCGUUGCAUACCAUAAUCUUUACCGAGCCGGACUUUCCACACAUGCAAGCACUCGCCCCGUACCAACCGUUGGCCAUAAAGACAGUUUAUUGUCCGAUAGAAACGUCACUAAACUUCCAGCAAGCGAACAAGCUGAUAAAGGAGCUGAAACCGGGUGUGCUGGUAAUACCAGAAAACUACACCCAACCACCGGCCAUCGCACCGCAAAAGUUGGAUCUCGUCAUUGAUCCAAUCCCGGACAAGAUGAUUAUAAAGUUUAAGCGAGGUGAAGUGAUUAAGCUACCGUUGAAGCGCAAGCGUGGACGCGUAUACCUCAACCCCAAAAUGGCGAAAGCAAUUGUUCCUCAGGAGGUGCAACCCGGAGUUACCGUUUCAACCGUUACCGGUGUGCUACAGGUUAAGGACAACAUUCACGAUCUGCUUCCACUCGAACCGACCAAGGAGGAACUUGCGGAGGAGCACAAAUCGAAACCCACCGGUCCACCGCAACCGUACAGCCAGCUGCGAACCGUUCGCUACGAAUGGGGAACGUUGGACAUUAAUCUGUUGCUGAAAAAGCUAGCACAGGAUGGUUUUACGGAUCUGAAAGUUGAGCAGGGUAGUGCCGAAGAGGUGACACUCGUUCUACCCUCCGAAGAUACGGUCAUCAAGGUGAGCGAGAAAAGUACCGAGAUUGUGUGCGGUGGAAAGCAGAGCCUUCGAUUGAAGUUGCGCGAUCUGUUGCUACAGUGUGUGCAAAGUUUUUAAAACAAACAUUUGUCAGGACGAAUAGUAUAAGCUAUAGAUAUAUUGUAUUAAUUAUAAUUUGAACUUAAUAUAAACGCUGAUGAAUUCAACCAAA